UCGGCCCACAAUUCCCAUUGGAAGAAGAGGAGGGGCGUUGGGGAACAGAGGACGAUAGCGAGGUCGCCGGAGAGAGAGAAAGAGAGAGCGCGCGGCGAUGGCGUCCGGCUGGGGAAUCAACGGGAACAAGGGGCGGUGCUACGACUUCUGGGUGGACUUCAGCGAGUGCAUGAGCCGCUGCCGCCAGCCCAGCGACUGCGUCCUCCUCCGCGAAGACUACAUGGAGUGCCUCCACCACUCCAAGGAGUUCCAGCGCAGGAACCGGAUUUACAAGGAGGAGCAACGUCAGAUAAGAGCUGCAGCUCGCAAAGCCAAGGAGGAAGCUGAGGGAACCCCUGCCGUUACAGCUCACCACUAGCGCCCCUUUUAAUUCUUUUUCUGUAUGUUUUUUGUUUGCUGUGAGCAUUUCUUUGGCUGGCUGUGAUGCUAUGAGCAGUGCAAUAAGUCUCCACAUUACUGUUGGACUACACAGACUUGUACACCUUGCACUUCAUGACUUCCAAAUCUUGAGUUAGCCUUUGUGGUGAAGUUUGUCCAGUGAUAAUGAUGCUUAAUUCAAUCACAGAACUUUUUAACAUUCAUUUCUAAUCUUCAUGAUAAUUUACUGGAA
Brachypodium distachyon (stiff brome) is the source of this 610-nucleotide messenger RNA. RefSeq names its product NADH dehydrogenase [ubiquinone] iron-sulfur protein 5-B. The transcript is spliced from 2 exons. Bases 98 to 358 code for a protein of 86 amino acids. The record is from RefSeq and is a predicted model, not a curated record. Gene Ontology annotation, biological process: mitochondrial respiratory chain complex I assembly. Lineage: Eukaryota; Viridiplantae; Streptophyta; Magnoliopsida; Poales; Poaceae.